Poecilia reticulata (guppy) is the source of this 4928-nucleotide messenger RNA. The record is from RefSeq and is a predicted model, not a curated record. Lineage: Eukaryota; Metazoa; Chordata; Actinopteri; Cyprinodontiformes; Poeciliidae.
UGUAACCGUGAAUUGAAAGUACGCCAUAAAUAUGGCGCCAAAAUAGUUUUCAAGCAGAUGAUGAGAUCGGAUUUUCUCCUGCCUUCCUCUCUGUGUUGUUGUCGAUCUUUUGAAUAUUUUUAAAAAUCUUUUCUCUGCUGUCUGCAGCUCCAGACGCGCCUGUGCUUAUAUUUGUUGCAGCGCGGUGUUGCAGGCAUUCACCGGCCGGAGGAGCGGCUGGAGACGAGCUCAGGUCUGGGUUUUAUUUCUCAACCAGCACCGUUGCCUUACUGGCGUGCGGUGUUUUUUCUGACUCAUCCUGUGGAAAUAUAUCCCCGUUUUUUAUUUUUUUGGUUCAGCCUCCCUCCUUCCUCUGCUUCCCCAGCCUCCUCCUCCUCCUCCCGCUGGCUCCGAAGGAGGAAAACAGCCGGAUAGGGACUCAUCCACGUUUCGGCUGCUGUUUUUAUUUAGAUUUUUUUAAUUUAAAUGUUAUUUUUUGCAGAAUGCGACAUGCUUUCCAUGUUGCGCGCAUCUCGGAGCCUGGCACGCCGGCGGUAGCGCUGCGUUUGGCUUCCUACUGACUGCUCGCCACUUUUCUCUCCGGGUUUGUGUCCAGGACGGGAUUUUACACAUUUUGGAUUCGGACUCCUGUCUUUGACGCGCUGUCAACACGGGGAGGGGAGGCGGGGAGAAGAGGGACAGUCCUGUCACCCUGCGUGGUUUAAGUGUCCGGUGUGUGUGUGUGUGUGUGUGUGUGUGUGUGUGUGUGUGAGGGGAUGUUUAGCAGCACCAACCCUCUGCUGGUAAACUACAUGUGCCUGCUCCAGAUGAUCUCCUAAAUCUGAUCUAAUCCAGGACUGAGGACGUCUGUGAAUCCAGAGCUGACUCCUACCAAGAUGGAGAGCGAAAAGAAGAGGAGGAAAUACUCCACAAGCAGCAACGACUCCGACACCACUGACAGUCCUGCAGGUCAGGUGACGUCGUGGUCCAGGUCCUCUAAGAACACCGGCACCAGCAGCACCUGGGUCCGCCUCCCGCACAAGAAGCCGUCUGAGGUGUUUCGGACAGACUUCAUCACGGCCAUGAAGCUGCCGGACUCGGCCCAGCUCGGCCCAGACGACUUCUACGUUCUGUCCGACCCGUGGAGACAGGAGUGGGAGAAGGGGGUUCAGGUCCCAGCCAACCUGGAGGCCAUCCCAGAACCCGUGGUCAGGUCGCAGCAGGAGUCGGCGGGCGGCGCGUCGGCCGACGGCCAGACGAAGGAGGGAGACGCUCAGCCUCCUCGCUCGCAGCAACACGGCUGCUACGACCUGGACGACCUGGACGUCACCUGGCUGCAGCUGGUCAACCAGGAGUUCAGGCACAUGGCCUCGCCGGAGCUGGACGAGCUGACGAUGGAGAGCGUUCUGGUGGAGCUGGAGCGCGUCUGCCAGGAGAAGAUGCAGCAGGCCAUCGAGACGGAGGAAGGCCUGGGCAUCGAGUACGACGAGGACGUGGUGUGUGACGUGUGCCGCUCGCCGGAGGGAGAGGACGGGAACGAGAUGGUCUUCUGUGACAAGUGCAAUGUCUGCGUCCAUCAGGCGUGCUACGGCAUCCUGAAGGUGCCUCAGGGUAACUGGCUGUGUCGGACCUGCGCUCUGGGGGUCCAGCCCAAAUGUCUGCUCUGCCCCAAGAGAGGCGGCGCCCUGAAGCCGACGCGCAGUGGAACCAAGUGGGUCCACGUCAGCUGUGCCUUAUGGAUCCCCGAGGUGAGCAUCGGCUGCCCGGAGAAGAUGGAGCCCAUCACCAAGGUGUCCCACAUCCCCGCCAGCCGCUGGGCUCUGUCCUGCAGCCUGUGUCGAGAACACACAGGAACCUGCAUCCAGUGCUCCACGCCCUCCUGCAUCGUGGCCUUCCAUGUGACCUGCGCCUUCGACCACGGCCUGGAGAUGAAGACCCUCCUGGCCGAAAACGACGAGGUUCGCUUCAAGUCCUUCUGCCUGGACCACAGCUCCGCCGCCAGCGGCGCCAGCGGAGCGGCCAGACCCGAGCAGCACCACGAGCCCGGCGGCGACCCGGAGCAGAGCCGGGCGUCCCACCCGGUGUCGGCGGCGUCGGAGCGGGCCGAGCGGGACCAGCUGGAGAGGGAGAAGGUGAGCCAGAGGAAGCAGAAGCUGCAGGAGCUGGAGGACGAGUUUUACAGACUGGUGGAGCCGAGCGACGUCGCCGAGAACCUGGGACUGCCGCUGCUGCAGGUGGAUUUCUUAUAUCAGUUCUGGAAGCUGAAGCGAAAGGCCAACUUCAACCAGCCGCUGGUGGCGCUGAAGAGAGACGAGGUGGACAACCUGGCCCAGCAGGAGCAGGACGUCCUCUACAGGAGACUCAAACUCUUCACACACCUGCGCCAGGACCUGGAGAGGGUGCGUAACCUGUGCUACAUGGUGACCCGGCGGGAGAAGAUGAAGCUGACGCUCUGCGACCUGCAGGAGAAAAUCUUCCACCUGCAGAUCCAGCUGCUGGAGGAGGAAACGGCUGCAGAGAAAACCCAGAAGGCAGAAAAGAGGAAGCAGAAUGGAGUGAAGGAUAAAAGGAAAGAGAGAAGGAAGCAUGGCACCGGCAAGAAAAAGGAGAGGUGGAAGUCUGAGAACGGCUCCCUGCUUAAAGAGCUCGGUCUGUCCAAGUCGUUCCCGUUAGAAAGCUCUCUGUUCGACAGCUGGCUGGCCAAGUCGGUCCAGAUCACGGCCGACGACAUGCUGAGCCAGUGGGCUCUGGGCGGCCAGCACGGCCACCAGCGCAGCAGCCUGCUGUCCGACCAGCUGAUGCAGGGUGAGGAAAGCCUCCUGAACCUCAUGAUGGAGAACUCUAUGCAGUCGGCGUGGAAAACGCCUCAGCUGGGCCGGAAACCCAGAGGAAGCACCAAGCCUCGUUCUCGAGGCCCGAGCGGCGCCGGCGCCCAGCGGGUGUUCGGGUCGGCCGCGUCCGGCAGCCCGUCCACAGCCAAGGGCUUCUGGGAAAAAUCCAGCCACGCUGGCCGCCGAGGGGAGAAGUCCAGAGGCCCGUCCAAGGCGGGUCACCACCACCAGACCAGGAGCGGCGACCCGAACGGCGACCCGCCGCCGCAGCCGCCCAUCUCCAAGAUGGAUUCCUGCCACAUCUCGGAGGAGCGCGGCCGCUGGGACAGCGUCCGCAUGGCGUCCGGUUUCAUGGCGAGCGCUUCCCCUCCGCCGGCCUCCAGUCCGGGAGCCGCAGUGCCUGACGCCGGCGCCGUCCUGCGGGGGUCGCGGCCCCGCCCGGCCCGGCAGGGUAAAGCGAGGUCAAGGGUCGGGGAACUGGACUCCAUGGACCUGCCGCUCACAGGGAAAGCCGCGUCGUUGCUGGACGCCGCCGCCGAGACUGAUGGGUACUUCUCCGAUGGAGAGAGCGAUUUGGAAACGCGGUCCGGCGGACGAAAGCUUCGGCUGCCACAGCUGCAUCCUGCCAACGACGACCUACUGAGGAGGAGCGUCCUGGCGUCCUAAACAAAGUAACGGCGGCUGAGCAGCCUUGUCAAACCAAACCCGUGGUGUGGAGCGGCGUCCAGCUCUGACUCCGCCUGGUUCUCUGAAUGUAGCUGUAUGCCGACCGUACAGGGAAGCUUCUCCACUGGACCGCCGUUCGAUCCUCACACUAUGGGAAGCUCAACAUUCGUCUUUUGUAUAUUUCUAACUCAUCUGGUUGUGGCCUGGUGUCUGAGGUCUGGUCAGACUUGGGAACAAACACUUGGGGGCAUUACUCUUCUUCUGGUUCCAGGGUUUGCUUUAAGGUCCGAGCUGCAUCCCACCAGUUCUCCUCAAAAUAUUCAGACCCUUUCAUAGCAGAGCUGGCAUGAAUAUGUGCAGAGGGCGGCACAGGACGGCAUGUUCUCAGCCUUGAAAAGCACAAUAUCCGGUCAGUCGAGCCGCCGUGGAAGCACUGGAGAGGAAAACCGAAGCUCAUUCAGGGCUGGGCUCGAUUUCAGACGCUGAGUUUCUCGUUUUAUCGCCUCUCAUCCCUUCAAAGCAGAAAUAUCACAGACUGACCCCAAAUAUUACAGACUGACCCCAACCCGCCGCUGUGUCAGACACACACACACAUUCACUCAUCCUCGUAUCAACCAGGGGUGUCCAAAGUGCGGCCUGGGGGCCAUUUGUGGCCCCGACUGUGAUUCAAGAACGGCAUAAAUGUGGCCAUUUAAUACUUUUUGUAAUUUUUAUCAUCUUAUGUUACAAGUUCGGCUUGUUUUGAAUGAAAAACAGACUUUGGUACACUCAUCCAUUACAUUUGGCUAAAUAAAGCAAAAGUUAUAAAAGAAAAUGUUUUACUUUUGUUAAAGCAAAACAUUUUAUAGGUUUAUAAAAUGGAAAAUAAGUUCAAAAAGUUAAAUAACUUUUACGUUUGCCCUAGUAUCCACAUAAAAAUAAUUCACAUUGAUACAUUUAGCAUUUUUAAUUGUGGGGGGAAACUUAUAUUUUGGCCCCUGAAUAUUUUCUGCUUGGGGAUUUUGGCCCCUCGGUGCAGAAAGUUUGGACACCCCUGGAAUUAAUCCAAUCUUUCUCCAUUGCUGUCAAAUUCUUCCUAAAUCAAUUCUGCCCCCUAAAUCUUGACAAAAAUAUCAUCAGAGAAACGUUGUGCCUUGCGUCACUUCCUGUGGCCCCACAAAACAAUCAGUGAGUGAAUCAAUCAGCCUCUCAGUCCAAAUUUGUAACAAUCAAAGCGAAACAAAAUCCCGACAGAUUGGUUGCCAUGUAGCCGCUGGGUGUCUUCACCACAAUGAUUGAAUAGUGCCUGAAAGAGAAAACGUGCAGCGUUUGCCAUUUUUCUAACUAAUGCGUCUGCAGCAAAGCAGAGCCACAGAGCUGCCUACGGUUACGAGCCGCCCCUGAACGCAUCGCGGCCACAGAGCUGCCUACGGUUACGAGCCGCCCCUGAACGCAUCGCGGCCGCAGAGCUGC